AUGGUAUCGUCGCGUUCCGUGCUAUUAUGUGUACGUUCGAUCCACACAUCAUGUCGCAUGAACAAAAGAGGACCACUGACAAUCGAUGGUUGGUAUCCACGUGAUCACAUGCCGGAUGAUUAUCCAAAAAAUGAGGAAGAGCGACGAGCAGCGGCGAUAAAAUAUGGAAUGAGGCUAGAAGAUUACAAGCCGUAUGACAAAGACGAUUGCUAUAAGUACGCAGGAAAUUAUCCAGAUUAUGGAUGCGUUACAUAUGACCAUAAGGAUCCAUAUGAAAACUGGAGCGAUCCACACUAUCGAAGAAACUGGGGAGAAGGAAUGGACAUCCAAGCGAUAAUGCACACAUCUGAUCGUGAUUCCUACACCGGUAUUGAUGAUGAGGAAACUUCAAUUUAA
Brugia pahangi is the source of this 396-nucleotide messenger RNA. The record is from the annotation of a GenBank genome assembly. NCBI's taxonomy places the organism in Eukaryota, Metazoa, Nematoda, Chromadorea, Rhabditida, Onchocercidae.